Messenger RNA from Pelobates fuscus (common spadefoot toad), 2618 nucleotides. It is a transcript of the gene C1S, whose product is annotated as complement C1s. NCBI's taxonomy places the organism in Eukaryota, Metazoa, Chordata, Amphibia, Anura, Pelobatidae. The record is from RefSeq and is a predicted model, not a curated record. Gene Ontology annotation, cellular component: extracellular region. The transcript is spliced from 12 exons. Gene Ontology annotation, molecular function: serine-type endopeptidase activity; calcium ion binding. The coding region runs from base 199 to 2265 and encodes 688 amino acids. Gene Ontology annotation, biological process: proteolysis; complement activation.
CUCUCUCGCUCUCUUUCUCUUUCUCCCUCUUUCUCUCAAACACACACUUUCCUCUGAGUGCUGACUGAUCUGUGUAUCCUCUCUCUGUCUCUGUUGCUCAGAUUCUCACUCUUUUGUGAGUAAGAACUGAUCUGUGUAUCUGUUUUUUUUCUCGUCUCACAUACAGAGUCUGCUUAGGACAGAGAAUCCACCUGAGCGAUGGGCCACAGAGUCUGGCUCUUGCUCAUCCUCCUGGGGGGUGUUUUUUCAGAGGCCCCCACUAUGUAUGGAGAGAUCACUUCACCCAAUUAUCCUCAGGGCUAUCCCAACAAUGCCCAGAAUUCCUGGGAGAUCACUGUUCCAAAAGGGUUCGGAAUCAAAAUCUACUUCCUGCACUUGGACAUUGAGCCAUCGGAAAACUGCGAGUAUGACUUUGUACAGAUCAUUGUUGGUGAUCAGGUAGAAGGGAAGUUCUGUGGUCGUAAAACUGAUCCAUCUCUGCCAUCCACCCCUGUACAUGAGCUUUAUUUCCCAACCAACAACCUGACACUUCAAUUUACAUCUGACUUCUCCAAUGAAGAGAGAUACACUGGCUUCUCAGCAUACUACAUUGCCAUGGAUGUGGAUGAGUGUGAAGAAUCCUCCGAAAUAGAGUGCUCUCACUUCUGCAACAAUUAUAUUGGGGGCUAUUUCUGUUCCUGCCACCCAGGGUAUUUCCUGCACCCAAACAACCACACUUGUGGAGUGCAAUGCAGUGGAAACCUGUUCACAGACCUCAGGGGACAGAUCAACAGCCCAGGAUAUCCGUCCAAUUACCCUGAAAACUCAUUAUGUGAAUACAAAGUGCACCUGAGUCCCGGGUACCAGGUUAUCCUUACAUUCCAAACAAAGGUUUUCGACAUUGAAGCAGGAGAAGAUGGGAGCUGCAAAUAUGACACCCUCACUAUACAAGUUGGGCAGCGCACUUUUGGACCAUACUGUGGUAAAAGCCCACCACCUCAAAUUGAGACAGGCAGCAAUGAAGUGACCAUUAUAUUUCAGACUGAUAGCGGCGGUGACAAUAAAGGAUGGCGGAUCAACUACUCAGAGGAUGCAAUACCAUGUGACCAUCUGGUAUUUCAGCAUUCUCUUCUUAAUCCACGUAAGAACAAGUAUGUUUUCAAAGACACUGUGACUGUGACCUGCCAAGAAGGAUAUGAGUUUGUAACUACGAAGCUUAAUAUGAAAUCCAUACAAUCUGCCUGCCAAGAUGAUGGAACCUGGUCAGUGACAGAGCCAACAUGCACACCUGUGAAUUGCGGACAUCCAAACAGUGUUGAUAAUGGUUCACCGAUAUUCUCCCAAACCACAUACCUCUCAGAAGCCACAUACAUCUGUGACUCGGAUUUUUACAAGCUGACUUUACCACCCUCUGGAGAUGAUACUUUUGUGUGCUCGGCAAAAGGUGUCUGGUUGGGUAAAAGUGGGGGAGACGAAAUCCCCAAAUGUAAAGCAGUGUGUGGUGUCUGCAGCACAGGUAAAUGUGAGGAUGAAAUAGGCCGUAUAUUUGGUGGAAAGCCGGCUGGACCUGGGCAGUUUCCUUGGCAGAUUGCAUUUGUUUCACCAAGUCGUGGCAGUGGUGCUCUCAUAUCUGACCGCUGGAUCCUGACUGCUGCUCAUGUAGUACAGGAUAAAGAUAGUCCUGAGAUGUACGGAGGAGUCAUAAAUCUACGCCCCAAGAAACAAGAGAACCUUUUGAAGGCCAAGAAAAUAAUUGUCCAUCCAAAUUGGGUCACACAAGACAAUGAUAAAAGGGUAAACUAUAACCAUGACAUAGCCCUCGUCCUACUUUGUAGUAAAGUUAAACUGGGGCCUCUCAUCUCCCCAAUAUGUCUACCAGGAAGUGAUAAUGGAAUGUCUCCCAUCUUAAAUCAGAGAGCAUAUAUUGCAGGCUGGGGAGCUACUGAAAAAAAAGAAAGAACACCAAACCUGUUGUUUACCAUAGUUGCUCUCAAUAAGAAUGAAAAAUGUCAAGAACUAGACAAGGAAAAAAAAUACACUUACACCUCCAACAUGCUGUGCGCUGGAGAUGCCACUGGACAUGACAGUUGCAAAGGUGACAGUGGCGGGCCACUCAUGUUCUUUGGUGAAGGAAGGAUGUACACAGCCGGCAUAACCUCAUGGGGAGUCAACUGUGGAAAAUUUGGCGUCUACACUAAGGUGGAGAAUUACCUGGACUGGAUUAAAGAGACUAUGGAAAGAGUGGAAAUGGAGGAGGAUGGGAGUCCAGACCCAGAAUGUGCGUGAGAGUGUGAGUGAGUGUUUGAGUGAGUGUGUGAGUAAAUGAGCGAGUGAACGAGCAAAGAUGGGUAUUGUGCUCUAUUAAUAUAAGUGGCUGUCAACUCAGGUGUGAUUUCCCUCCCUAUCCUGGGUAGAAGAGAUGAUGGAAGUAGGGAUGGGUAUGAUGCUAUAUCAAAAUAAGAUAUGGCCCCAAUCUGACCUUAUUUCCUCACUGGAGUGAACAGAAUUCCAGGAGUAAGAUUGGGGCAUGGAAGUGAUGUAGAAUGUGUGAUCAUCUGGAGUUAGGAGCACCCAGAGCUUGCAGUCCUGUCAAUCAUUUUGUUUUAACCAUUCUCUAUUUUAAAAUUCUGUUUUCUGAA